UCCUGCUCCGAGAGGAGAUUGUAGCAUAUCCCGUAAACGCUGCUCGUUAACGUUGAUGUCUGGGGAGGAUUAAUACAAGCAGCGGGAUGGCCGACUGUAACUGAAUGCGGCCGACUCAGGUGAACAGAAAGCGGGGUAGACGGUCACAACACAGGCCUGUUAACACCACCAUCCACCAGGCUCCACAGAAAUGGAUCUAACUUUUGUAAUAUCCGCUGUUAUCUUCACGCUGCUCGCUAUUGUGGUCGCUACGUCUUUAUUUAGCGGCUCAUCGCCUAGCGCCGACUUUGCAAGUUAUUUCGGACACAGUGCAGCCAAAGGAUUAGAUGAAGCAGGGCCGCAGCAGAACGGCCAUCUGCCGGACAAGAAGAAGAAGAAGGCGGCGGCGGACGACUGGUGUGAGAUCAGCGCCAGCUCGCAUGAUCACUGGGAUGUAGUGAAGUCUGUGCAUUCAGAGGAGGCACAUCCUCACCCUCUCACAAAAGAAGUGGCAACACCAGUUAAGCACCACUCCAAAACCAGCCUGUCCGUGCCCAGUUCUGGGUGUAGACACCAGAGCUUAGAGGUAGACUGGUCGUCCGAGGCCUCGUCGUGUCGUAGGUCAUACAUUGGGCUCUCUGAAAAGCAACUCCUAAAGUGUGCUUUCUCAAUCCCUCAGACUGAAGGAGCCACAGAGAGCCCGGGGAUAGAUGAUAAAGAGGAGAUAAACGAUUCCCUGAAGUACGUCCCUGGAAAGGCGCGAUCCCAUCACUUGGAGAGGAUGAUGUCGUCAGAGGAGCUGGAGGAGGAGCAGAGGGUACAACGAGAGCAGCUGGCCGCCAUCUUCAAGCUGCUGAAAGACAACCAGGAGACGUUUGGGGAGGUUUCAGAUGUGGACAUGGAGGAGCAGAUCAGACUCUACUCCAUCUGAGACUUCUUAACGUUUUGGGAUCCACCAUAUGAUUGCCUCUUUACUUUCAGGAUUACUGCAGUGCACCAAAUACUUUAAUAAACAUGUUCACAGUAUUCAACACAAGCUGUACAAUCCACAGAACAACCUCUCUCUUUGUGUUUUAAUAUGACAUACUUUGUGUUCUUUGAAUACUGUCCCACCACCUGUCAUCCACACGCCCCAUGAUAGAAAUGCUAAAUAUAAUUAGCUGGAUAAAUCAAAUCCUAUUGUUUGUAUUAGUUUUAUAUUAUGAUUUUUUUUUUUAAAUAGGUUCAUUUUUUACAUAACCUUUUUAUCCUUAAAUAUGUAACCAAUCCUGUUAAGUUAGUAGUGCAUAACUUCCCCUCUGUUGUGUAACAAACGAGAUCAUAUCCAACUGUGAAGAAGUGGGUGUGUGAGCCCGUGUGAGUGUGUGCUGCAAGAGAGAGGGAGAGAGCUGUAUUCCUGUGUGUCUCUCGCAGUGAACUUUGACGUAGCCCCUCCCAAUAUAGUUGGUGACAGGUAUCUCAGUGGUUAGUGUUUAAUUGAGCCUUAAGGCCUCCAGUUCUCAGUGUCAGGGAUGGCAGACAAACACCUUAAGGUUUUUUAUGUGCUGCUUCUGCUCUCAGUUUGCAGUGUACUAGUGUAUUUUCCAUGGGAAUAUUCAUUGAGCAGAAUCAGGUAAGUUAUUUUGAGAUUAUUAAGAAGGAACUUAUCUAGACUGGUUAAUUUUUUUCCUGAUCCUGUUUAUUCAUAUACAUGUCUAUCAUCUGAUUUCCAGGUACAACAAUUUAAUUAAAGUUACUACAAAAAUGUAUCCUGAUAAUGCUUG
Molecule: messenger RNA, 1742 nt
Organism: Trematomus bernacchii (emerald rockcod)
Lineage: Eukaryota; Metazoa; Chordata; Actinopteri; Perciformes; Nototheniidae
Exons: 4
Coding region: 191-910 (239 amino acids)
Source: RefSeq, a predicted model, not a curated record